Aspergillus ibericus CBS 121593 is the source of this 1179-nucleotide messenger RNA. RefSeq names its product checkpoint protein HUS1 family protein. Bases 41 to 1105 code for a protein of 354 amino acids. The transcript has 5 exons. Gene Ontology annotation, biological process: mitotic intra-S DNA damage checkpoint signaling; meiotic DNA integrity checkpoint signaling; double-strand break repair via homologous recombination. NCBI's taxonomy places the organism in Eukaryota, Fungi, Ascomycota, Eurotiomycetes, Eurotiales, Aspergillaceae. Gene Ontology annotation, cellular component: checkpoint clamp complex; nucleolus; site of double-strand break. The record is from RefSeq and is a predicted model, not a curated record.
CGCUUCCCUCCACCAGCAUCAAACUAAGAACCGACUCAAGAUGCGCUUCCGAACACAACUCUCCAACGCGUCAGUUUUCUCCAAACUAACCGCCUCGCUCUCCUCCCUGGGCAAGGUAUGUUGGAUGCGCCUCGAACAAGGCUUCAUCCGCUUCACCAUCAUCCCGGACCAAGGCACGCAAGUAUGGGCCCAACUACCCGUCGACUCCAUCUUCGAAGAAGACUCCUACAUCCUCGAAUCCAACACCGGCGUCAUCAACCUCGAAGUCCCCAUCGGCUCUCUCCACCGCGCCCUCCGCUCCGCCGUAGCCGCCAAAUUCACCAACCUACGAUUAACCAAAAAAGGCAAUGUGCCUCUCCUGGCGCUGACCAUCCGCGCCACGUCCUGGACCACGGGGAAUAAUGCCCUAGGCAUUCCUGAUACCAGCAACAGCACCAGCACCACAGAUCCAUCCCCAACAACAGCAGUAUCAACAUCAACAACAACCGACCGAAGCACCGGCCCCCGCGAACGCGAAACCGUAAUCACGCAAGAAAUCCCCGUAAAAGUGCUGCACGAGUCCGCCGUGGAAGGACUCCACCAACCACGCUGUCGCGAUCCAGACGUGAAUAUCCUCCUCCCAAGCUUACUCCAACUAAAGAAUAUCUCGGAACGGUUUACCAAACUCGCUACCGAAUCCAAAUCCACCACAACCACAUCAACAACAACAACAAGUAGUAGCCCAUCCCCGAAACUCGAACUCUCGGCAACCAUGCACGGAUCUCUCCGAAUGAGUAUCGGGACCGACGCGUUCCGGAUCUCGAGUACGUGGACGGACCUGCUGAAUCCGAGUUUAGAUCCGGGACAGCUUGCGCAGGGAGAACUCGAGCAAUUACCGAGUGAACGGAUGAGAGGGAUCCCAGAGGAUGAGGAGGCCGCGUGGGCGAGAGUCCGUAUUGAUGGGAAGGAUUGGAGUCGGAUUUUGAGUGUGGGGAGACUGAAUCCCAGGGUUGUGGCUUCCUUUAUUCAUGAGACGGCGCUGGUGUUGUAUGUUUUUUUGCCGGGGAGUUGGAAUGAGGAGGAUUCGUGUUUGACGUAUUAUCUCAAUUCUUAUGCGGUGGAGUAAGGUAUAGAGUUGGGCGAGUUGUAGAUUAACAUUGGAAUGAUACUAUCUAGGGUAUGGAGCUAUGUUCAAGCGUG